This is a messenger RNA of Brassicogethes aeneus, 2619 nucleotides long. NCBI's taxonomy places the organism in Eukaryota, Metazoa, Arthropoda, Insecta, Coleoptera, Nitidulidae. The record is from the annotation of a GenBank genome assembly.
AGAGCAGCCAUAAUUGACAAGAAAAGUGAUUGUGUAGUAGUGCAAUAUUUUGUGAAUUUGCUGUAUUUUAAGAAGCAAUAUAUUGCAAUAAAACAUAUGUGUUAUGGUGCAUUAGGGAUCCAGGAAGAGUAUAUUUAUGGAUGGUGCUAAUAAUAAGAAAAUAGAGAGCCUGGGUAAAAUGACAGCGAUGACGCAGGAAGAGAUCGUGGCGGCCGUGAAAACGGUGGCCCAAGGCCUGGAGGCCCUCAGGUCCGAGCACGCCGGGAUCCUGCACGGGAUACAUGAGGCCCCCGAUCCGGUCGUCAGCGAAAGGGCCGGACUCGUGCAGCAGAGCGCCGAAAUGAUCGAGCUGGGGCUCGGCGAGGCACAAGUUAUCAUGGCGCUGGCCUCGCACUUGCAAUUGGUCGAGGCGGAAAAACAAAAGCUGCGAACGCAGGUUCGCCGUCUGUGCCAGGAAAACGCCUGGCUUAGGGACGAGUUGGCUUCCACGCAACAAAGGCUUCAGUCGAGUGAGCAGUCAGUGGCGCAGCUUGAAGAAGAAAAAAAGCACCUGGAAUUUAUGAAAGCUGUUAAAGUCUACGAUCAAGAUUUAAAUGACGACACAGCUUCGGAACACUCGAGAAAUGAAAAACCUGACCCUGUCGUGGACUUGUUCCCUGAUGACGACAACGAUGAUAGAAACAAUAUGUCGCCUACGCCGCCGAACCAGCUGCAACUGUCCCAGCAGGUGAACGCAGGGUACGAGAUACCGGCGCGCCUGCGCACUCUGCACAACCUGGUGAUCCAGUACGCGUCCCAGGGCCGUUACGAGGUCGCCGUGCCGCUGUGCAAGCAGGCCCUGGAAGACUUGGAGCGCACCAGCGGCCACGAUCACCCAGACGUCGCCACCAUGCUUAACAUUUUAGCUCUGGUGUACAGAGACCAGAACAAGUACAAGGAGGCGGCCAACUUGCUCAACGACGCGCUCACGAUCCGGGAGAAGACGCUGGGAGAGAAUCACCCGGCCGUGGCGGCGACGCUGAACAAUUUGGCGGUGCUGUACGGCAAGAGGGGCAAGUACAAGGAGGCGGAACCUCUGUGCAAGCGCGCGCUGGACAUCAGGGAGAAAGUGCUGGGCAGGGAGCAUCCCGACGUUGCCAAGCAGCUCAACAAUUUGGCGUUGUUGUGUCAGAAUCAGGGCAAAUACGAGGAGGUGGAAAAGUACUACCAGCGCGCUCUGGAAAUCUACGAGAAACGUUUGGGGGCCGACGACCCGAACGUCAGCAAAACGAUGAACAACCUGGCGUCGUGUUACCUGAAGCAGGGCAAAUACAAGGAAGCGGAAGUGCUUUACAAGCAAAUCCUGAACAGGGCCCACGAACGGGAGUUCGGAACGAUUGACGUCAACAACAAGCCAAUCUGGCAGGUGGCCGAAGAAAGGGAGGAGAACAAGGCGAAAAAUCGCGAAAACGCCCCAUACGGAGAGUACGGCGGCUGGCACAAGGCCGCCAAAGUGGACUCUCCCACCGUCACGACCACCUUGAAAAACCUCGGGGCCCUCUACCGAAGGCAAGGGAAGUACGAGGCCGCCGAAACGCUGGAAGAUUGCGCAUUGAGGAGCAGAAAAGAGCAUGUGCAACAAGCUUUAGACAUCGUAAAGCACUCAAAAGUGGCGAGUAUCCUUGGAGAUUCUGAGAGACGCAAGUCUGGCAGUAUUAAGGACAAAAAUUCCCGACGGGGAUCCAGGGAAUCCUUGGAAAUGUCCUACGACGGCGAAGAGAACCCGGCCAGGACCCCUGACACAGAAAAAAGCGGAUUAAAAUCGAAAAUCUUUAACGCGCUCGGCAUCCACUCCCCAGUAGGAAAACCAAGUUCUUAAUUUAACCUUACAUUUUAAGCUGCAAAAAAUAAUUUAUUUUCAUUGCUGCAAAGCGAAAGAAGGCUUUCCUUUAUUAUUUUUAUAUGCAAGACGAUUUAAUACGUUUAAUUUUAUCGAAAAAAAAUCAUGGUUAAAGGUUUUUGUAGCAGUAUUAUAUUACUUAAUAAUUUAGUUGAAAAUUAAGUCUUCUUGUAUAUUAAUUUUUUUCUAUUCUAACAUUUAAAUUAAUAAAAUUGUUAAUGUUUUAAAUACAUUCCAUCUUCAUAAAGCAACAUUUUAGAUCAACACGGCAAUUUAUUUAACCCCUAAAAAUAAAUAUUUUGUUAAAGAACCCAACAACUUUGGUUGUCUGUGAUAAUAAGUUUCAUUUAACGAAUUUUAAUAUAUACACAGUUUAUUGUCAAUUUUAAUAGGUUUUAACAAAAUAUCUAUAAUCGCUAAUAAUAUUAAAAAAUUUGAAUAAAAAUUACCGCAAACUAAAAAAGCCUCAUAAAUUUUAGAAUUGUCAAAAUAACUUGUGAUUAAAAUGCAUUUACGGAUUUAAAACAAUAGUCAAGGUUAAAAUGUAUCCCUAUUCAUAACCACAUCACAAAAAUAUGUUUUAAGUUUUUAAAUUAAAAAAUAUACAAAAAGUCAAUUAAUAUCAAUGUGGCUAUGAGUAAGGACUUAUAGUUUUUAUUAUUGUAGAUUCAAUAUUUUUAUUUUAUUCAGUUAAUUUUAUUUAUUUUAAUAAUAUAUAAAAAGUGUCUUAUACGGGGUUU